Molecule: messenger RNA, 2415 nt
Organism: Ictalurus punctatus (channel catfish)
Lineage: Eukaryota; Metazoa; Chordata; Actinopteri; Siluriformes; Ictaluridae
Product: CD63 antigen
Exons: 9
Coding region: 234-1055 (273 amino acids)
Cellular component (GO): membrane
Source: RefSeq, a predicted model, not a curated record
AGCCGAACUCUCUUGUUCGCCGUAAAACUUAAAACUGCCGUGUGUGAUCGUGUCCUGUCGCAAAAUGCGGUGAAAACUCCUACACGACGUUCAUAAUGUGAUUAAGGUGUUUACAUGUCACUACUACACGUCCAUAAUGCGACUAAAACAGUAGUACUCCACCUGUCUUAAUUAGAUUAUUGCUUACUUCGAUUAUGACCUUAAUUAGAUUAAGGAUCCAAAUUUAAAACAUUAUGGCUUUGGACCGAAGACUGAAGUGGGUGAAGUUCCUGCUUUUAUUCUUCAACUUUGUCUUCUUUAUGUUUGGCCUGACUAUCAUGGUGAUUGGCGUUUGGCGUUUGAUGAGUCUGAACGAUGUACCUAAGGUUGUUCAGGCUGUUGGAGUAGCCAUUUUUCUCAUCGUGGUAGGUUUCAUCUUCCUCUUCAUCGCCUUGAUCGGCUGCUGUGGAGUAUGGAAACGGAACUUUUGCAUGGUCACUACGUUUGCCACCCUGCUCUUCUGUUUCGUGAUCAUGGACAUUGUGAUAGUCACUGGUGUGUAUAUCUUAACUAACAAGGUGCUGGAUAUAGUGGACGAUAAAAUGCAGAGUGAUAUCAACAGCUACAACACAUCUGAAGUGGCUAGGGAAUACGUUGAUGUACUUCAGGAAAUGGUGGGAUGCUGUGGACAAGUGAAUGCUUCUGACUGGGUGAACUUCCGGCCUGACGGUAUCUCCGUCCCUGACACUUGCUGCAGGAUAGUCACAGUGGACUGUGGAGCUGGAGCCAUGAACAACGAAUCCAUAAUCUACACAGAAGGUUGUGGGCCUUUUGUGGAGUAUAUGUACAAGAUGACGAAGCUCUGGUCUGGCAUAAUAGGUCUUGUCUUUGCUUUCAUAAAGAUCUUUGUUAUUGUGCUUGCCUGUACGCUGAUGUAUGGAAUCCACAAAGACUAUAAGAUUCAAGAGCCCUUGCUGAGAAGCGACCUUGCUUGUUUCCGCUGUUUUCAGAGACGUUCCCAGCCAGUAUCAGUAUCAGUAUCAGAAGAAGGUAGCCCUCAUCACAGGGUCAAGUGAAUGACUUUGAAAUUCUCCGAAUAUGAAAGGGAGAUGAUAUUAACCUUGUUCUUAUUUUUUGGAUUUUUAAAAGGGUAAAAAAAAUAAUAAUUCUGCCUACAUGGCGUGUCGUAGUUUUGACUUUUUUCCCCCUUGCUUUUAUGCGAACAACAUUUUUGUCCUUAUGAACAUUCACGUCCAGAAUACUGUUCAGGAGUUGCCAGGUCCUCCAGAAAACAAGCCAAAUUGCCAUUUAAAAUAUUCCAAGAUCAGUAAGACCAGUCCAGAUCCACAAAUAAAAAUGUGACCCUUCCAAAGCAUAACCAGAGGUAGUGUGAUAUUUAUGAAGUAGCAUUGUACAAUACGUUUUAAUGAAGCAAUAUUAAAACCACAGACUUCCUAAAUGUUAGAUAUACAAGACCAUUCUAGGACAUACAAUGGAAAUUAAAAUUCUACACACCCCUGUUAAAAUGGCAGGUUGUUGUGAUGUAUAAACAUGAAACCAAGAUAAAUCAUAUCAGAACAGAUAUUACAAUGUAUAAAUAUUAAGUGGAAAACAUUUAGAAACAUGUUUUGCAAAAAUAACAAAAAACGUACAAUAACCUAGUUGCGUAAGUGUGCACACCCCUAAACUAACACUUUGUUGAAGCUCAGUUUGAUUUUCUUUCAACACUUGGUCUUUUUGGCUAAGAGUCUAUCAUAUUUUCCCACUCUUACUUUCAACAACAUUUUAGAUCUGUCAAAUAGUGAGGACGUCUCCUGUGCACAGCCCGCUUCAGGUCAGCCCAUAGAUUUUGAGUUGGAUUCAGGUCUGGGCCUGGCUAUGUCAUCGACUAAAAUCUAAAAUCGACUGGUAUUUGUAGCUAUUCAUGGUUCCCUCCAACUUGAUUGAAAAAAAAAGUCAAUCACGAUCAAAAAAACAAUAGCGUUAAAGAAAAAACUUACUUCUUACUGCUUGCUUAUUAACACUGCUUCUAUCAGCUUACUCUUGUGCUAGAGUAUCUAACAUCGUGUGAAUUCAGGAAAUGUAACCAAAAAUCACCUGUUUCCUGUUCUUUAUAGUGUAUUUCUUAUGUAAAAACAUUCAUAAGUUAUGUGAACAUUUCCAAAAGCAUGCUUGCCUUACAGCAUUUCUCUGGAUGUUCCUGAGACUUCUGUGAAACGGUGCUUUAUUCGCAAAAGUUUUAUGCGAUAUUCCAGUUUUAUGCAUAAGUUAAAUUCGCAUCUUUGUAUGGAAACAUAGCUAUUGAUAUGCAUCCUGUUUUAUGCAAAUACGCCCUUCCACCUAGCCAAUCAAUAGUUAACCCAUUGUCUCUGUUGUGUGUCAAGCAUGAUAUGUACUCUGUUUUCCUUUGAAUAAAGGGAGAUCUUGCCAUUUGAA